AUGGCCGCCACAUCCAGGGGCGCGGCUGAAGAUGACGACAGCCUAAGAGCGAUGAUAACAGAGCACUUCGUGAAUUGCCCUAUUUGUUUUAAGGAAUAUGACGAGCCGACAUCGUUGCCCUGUCUUCACUCUUACUGCAAGGGCUGUCUGAAGACGCACGUUGGUGAUUUGACCCCGGGGAGAACAUUCUCAUGUCCAGUAUGCCAGCGGGAGACGCGGGUCCCAGCCGAAGGACUUGAGGGAUUCUCUCAUAAUUUUUAUAUUGAAAGCCUACAGGACACCUUGCUGCAGCCCCCCAAGAAGAGAACGUGUGGUGCAUGUGCCUUAGCUACAGGGGCUGUUGUGGAUGCGACGUCCAAAUGCAUCAGUUGCCACGAGUAUCUGUGUAAGCAAUGUGCCCCAUAUCAUUGCAGGACCAAGUUCACAAAAGAUCACAAAAUCUUCACGCUUGAACAGUUGCGAAGUAAAGAAUACAAGGCAGAGAUCCAAGAACUGCAGAUUUACCUAUGCCCAGACCACAAAGAUGAAGCCAUUAAGUACUUCUGUGAAAAGUGUCAGCGACCAAUCUGCCGUGACUGCAAGAUUUUGCUUCAUGACGAUCACAAGUGCAUUUCUCUUGAUGCUGCUGCUGAAAAGGUGACAGUAACACUGCAAACUAAACUUGACCAUCUCGAAAAGAAGUUCACAGUGGAAGAGGAGUUGUUGUUGGCUCUCGAAAAGAACACAGCUGAUGUCGAGGCAAAUAUUAAGCAAUGGGCAGGACAUCUUUACAGUUUGGUUGACCAGCAAGAAAAAUGUCUCAUGGAAAUGGUACAUGCACAUAAAAAGUCAUUUGAAAUUAGCCUAGAACACCAUAAAACAGCUAAAGGUACCAUGGACUUGGUGAAAGGUGUCCUUGGCCAUGCUUUGCCAGGAGAGCUUCUAAUGAUGCAGCAGCAGCUAUGUGACCAGAUGGACAACCUUCAGUCCAGUUCCAGCUCCAAAAAGCUUCCAGCACUGCUCUCUUUCCAGCUACAGAGCAGGGAUGGGAUUGAGGAAGACCUAUCCAAGGGAAAGUGGUUUGGCAAAAUUGUGGAGGCCCAAAACCCAGAAUUGAGAACCACAGAGGAAAAGGAAACCAACAGCUCAUCAAUGUUAGCAUCUCAGAAUGUGGUACAAGGUUCUCAUGAAAUGAAGCAAAUGUUGGAAAAACCAAGCUGUGGUGAAGAAAAGGAAGUUAGGACCCAGAAAAUGAGACCCCCUGCAAGGUGUGUUCUGGAGUUCAACACCAAGUGCAAGUACCCUGGUGCCAUUGUGGUUACAGGAGAUAAAAAGUAUGCCAUUGCAGACUUCAACCGCGAGUCAGGACAGGUUUGCGUUUACCUUCAAAACGGAGAAUUUGAAGAAGAAAUCAUCGAAGGAGCAAAAGGCAAUGAGCUUGAGACAGUACAAGGUCUGUGUCAUCUCCCCAGUGGUAGAACUGUCAUAUCAGAUUUUGGGAAUGAUAAAUUAUUUGUUAUGUCAAAGCUUUGGAAUCCUGCGACAGCUAAGUGUAUUGAUGAACCGUGCGGUGUUGCUGUCAAUAGUCAGAAUCACAUUGCUGUGGCACAAAUGAACGAUCAGUGUGUUACCAUGUUUGUCAUCGAGCCUAAUGGAAAAAUGACUGCAGUUGCUGUUAUAAAAACACAUGAUUUCCCAAGUCCAUUUUGUCUAGCUUAUACAAGUGAAGAUUGUCUUGUUGUAGGCCAUGUUAAUGAUGGCAGGGUUGAUAUCUUGAGUCCAUCUGGUGUCAUACAUUACACAGGCCCUAGAAACAACCUGAAAAAGCCUCAGAGUAUUUGUGUGGAUAGUUGUGACAACAUAUACAUAGCAGAUAGGAGGAUGCAUUGUAUCCACAUUAUAUCUUCAGUGGGGCAGUUUAUUCAGUACUUUGAAGCUGAAAUGGAGGGUGUUAGUUUCAGGUUUCCUUGGGGUCUGGCAAUUGACCAAGAUGGAGACUUGGUUUUGGGGUUAUAUGGAGGGAAAGUGAAAGUUUUCUCUUUUCUGGAAUAG
This is a messenger RNA of Lingula anatina, 2031 nucleotides long. Its product is annotated as E3 ubiquitin-protein ligase TRIM56. The record is from RefSeq and is a predicted model, not a curated record. Lineage: Eukaryota; Metazoa; Brachiopoda; Lingulata; Lingulida; Lingulidae. Gene Ontology annotation, molecular function: zinc ion binding; protein binding.